Paralichthys olivaceus (Japanese flounder) is the source of this 912-nucleotide messenger RNA. RefSeq names its product doublesex and mab-3 related transcription factor 1-like. Gene Ontology annotation, cellular component: nucleus. Gene Ontology annotation, biological process: regulation of transcription by RNA polymerase II; sex differentiation. Lineage: Eukaryota; Metazoa; Chordata; Actinopteri; Pleuronectiformes; Paralichthyidae. Gene Ontology annotation, molecular function: RNA polymerase II cis-regulatory region sequence-specific DNA binding; DNA-binding transcription factor activity, RNA polymerase II-specific. The record is from RefSeq and is a predicted model, not a curated record.
CCUCAUCUCUCAGACUGAUGUCUUCGACCAAUCCUCGACGCAGGGAACUGAAGUGUCCCCGCUGCCGGCAGCACGGCAUCAUCACCCCGCUGAGGAACCACCAGAGGUUGUGCCCGUUUCUCUGGUGCGACUGCUUGAAGUGUUUCCAGAUCUCUCUGAGGGACCGGGUCAGUUCUGCCCAGCGAAGGAGACGUGAGCCCCAGGAUCCGGAGCAGCGACCCGGUGCCCCCAGCACCCCGGCCGCGCCCAGAGAGGCUCCCCCCUCGGCCGCAUCUCCCGGACCCGCAGCGGCUCCGUGGAGCUCCGCCGACGCAGGAGUGGCCCUGGAUCUCCGCGCCAGAGCCCCCCGCAGAGAGGACCGUGUGACCCGGCAGGAGAGGAGAGAGGAGCGGCCCAUCGCUCCCACCGCAGCUAUCAAUGCUCAGGUCUCAAAUGAAACGGUGCAGAUUCCACCUCCUCCUUUCCAUCACUUCCCCUACAGGAUGCCAGCUCAUUACCCAGCAUCCUUUCCUCCACAUCCAAACUUCUACUUCUACCCCCUGUGGAUACCAUCUGUGCCUGCUGCCAUUUACAACUGCGGCCUCCCUGGACCAAACCCCCAUUGCACAUCUCCACCAGGGGCCGGACCUCUGGCUCUCUGCAGCCAGUUCCUCUUCAUCCCUUCACCUCCAGAGGUCCCCUACACUCCUCCACCCUUAGAGGCCAUGCUGACCCCUCUGUCAGAAGAACCUGAGCUCAUCAUAGAGGAGGUGGAUUAAAGAGUGAGUCUGUGACAAUAGGAGGCGGCGGAUCACAGACGACUUGUUUCCUGUUUGUUUAAAGCCCGGCACGUUCUGCUGAGUGUUCCCAUCAGUGUUCUGCACGCUGUUUCCUGUUAAUGUGCUGAUAAAGGCCGGACGCUUUGUUUGACUA